Manihot esculenta (cassava) is the source of this 1838-nucleotide messenger RNA. Its product is annotated as gibberellin 3-beta-dioxygenase 3. NCBI's taxonomy places the organism in Eukaryota, Viridiplantae, Streptophyta, Magnoliopsida, Malpighiales, Euphorbiaceae. Gene Ontology annotation, biological process: response to light stimulus; gibberellin biosynthetic process. The coding region runs from base 780 to 1838 and encodes 352 amino acids. The transcript has 2 exons. The record is from RefSeq and is a predicted model, not a curated record. Gene Ontology annotation, molecular function: gibberellin 3-beta-dioxygenase activity.
UUCAUUUUAUAUCAAGUAAAUUUCUCAAUUUAAAUAAAACAUUCAAAAUAGAAAGUUUGUCCAUAUAAAGAGAAGGUGGGAGAAAUGUUUAAACUUUUAUACUAAAUUUCACAAAUUAUUCUAGAAAUUAGGUACAAAGGUGAAGAUUUAUGUAAAUUUUGGUUAAUAGGCCUAUUUUAUAUCUUUUAAAAAAUGUCGUCUGUUUAAAAUUUUUGCAUUUAUUAUUGUAAGAGUUAAGAAGGUUGAUUGUUGACUAUCCAUAUAUAUGACCAACAAAGAGAUUGCUGCUAAUGCCGAUAAAAAUACUAUUAUGAUUUUGAAAAUGUUUCAAAUGUUAAAAGAGUUCAUAUGCUCCCUAAACAAUUUUUUAAUUUGUAGAAAUUAAAUUAAUCAAAAUUUAUAAAUUAAAAGAGUAAAUAGAAUUUAAAAAAUUUGAGGCGAUAUAAUAAUAAUAAUAGUUAAACUCAAUGCAAAUUUCUGACACAUUUGCAUCCUUCUCUUACACGAAAAUGAAAAAAAAAAUUAUUAAAAAAAAAAGAAAAAGACAGGAAAAAACAAAAAGGAAGAAUACAAAAUAAAACAAUAUGCAUUUUCCUUCGUACAAAUUUUGCAUGUAUCUGAUCUGAACCCAGCUUUACAUUCAAGACAAGAGUCAAGAGCUCUCUCUCCCACACUUCCACCCACAGACAAAUCAUCCACCACCACCACCAUUCACCAAAUAUAUAUUCAUCUUCAAUAUCUAAAACCAACCCAUUUUCUCUUCACUCUUAUUUAUCGUCAUGAGUUCUAUCUCUGAGUCCAGAAACAACCCUAUUCUCCUCAACCAUAUCAUCCCUCUAGACUUCAACAAUGUCCUCGACCUACCAGACUCCCACGCAUGGACUCUCUUCUCCGACGACUCAUUAACCCACCACUCCAUUCCCCUAAUAGACCUCGCACACCCACAUUCACUUUCACUUAUCAGACAAGCUUGUGAAACAUGGGGUAUGUUUCAGGUCACAAACCAUUGCAUUCCCGUCACCCUUUUCCACCAAAUUGAAUCCCAAACCCAAAGACUGUUUGCAUUGCCGGCUAACCGAAAACUCCUGACCCUCCGGUCACCAGAUGGGUUUACUGGGUACGGCCUGGCUCGCAUCUCCAGCUUUUUUCCCAAGCAAAUGUGGUAUGAGGGGUUCACCAUCAUGGGCUCACCGGAGCAGCAUGCCUGCCAACUUUGGCCAAAUGAUCACACCAUCUUCUGUGACGUAAUGGAAGAGUACCAGCAGGAGAUGAAGAAGCUCAGCCACAGGCUCAGUGGGCUAAUGUUCAAGUCCUUGGGCUUGAACCCAGAAGACAUCAGCUGGUUCAGGACCAUAAACCAUCCCCAGCACCAUCAAGCUGUGCUUCAAUUGAACUCAUACCCAGUAUGCCCUGAUCCGAGCCGAGCCAUGGGCUUGCCUUCUCAUACUGAUUCAUCUUUUAUCACUGUUCUACACCAAAGCAACGUCACUGGCCUCCAAGUCCUUGGGGAUGGUGGGAUUGGGUGGGUGCCGGUGCAUCCAGUCGAAGGUGCACUUGUCGUUAAUGUUGGUGACUUGAUGCAUAUUAUCUCCAAUGGCAGGUUCAAGAGUGCACAACAUCGAGCUCUAGUGAAUAACACUCGCCACAGAACUUCAAUUGCUUAUUUCUUUGGCCCGCCGAGGGACGUGAAGAUAUCACCGUUGAUGAAGCUGAUCGACCUUGAUCAUCCGAAAAUAUAUCAGCCGGUGACAUGGAAAGAAUAUCUGGAUAUCAAGGCUACACAUUUCGACAAGGCACUGGAGUUGAUUCAAUAUGAUGCAUUCAGUGGCAUGGAAUGA